This is a messenger RNA of Guyanagaster necrorhizus, 3251 nucleotides long. RefSeq lists its product as uncharacterized. Bases 158 to 3103 code for a protein of 981 amino acids. The transcript has 11 exons. Gene Ontology annotation, molecular function: DNA-binding transcription factor activity, RNA polymerase II-specific; zinc ion binding. Gene Ontology annotation, biological process: regulation of DNA-templated transcription. The record is from RefSeq and is a predicted model, not a curated record. Lineage: Eukaryota; Fungi; Basidiomycota; Agaricomycetes; Agaricales; Physalacriaceae.
CAGAGAUCGUGGUGACGGCGAACAAACAAGCGGACUCUACCUCAAAGGCAAACCAACGCCAUACAAAAACAUGUGAAGCGGGCCACCUAAUUCUGGUUUGCAGAUCCCACUGAUUAUUUUCCUCUCCCCUGCUCGUCUUCAUUGUCUUCAUCUAUCUAUGUAUGCUAUAGAGGAGCCUUCCAGAAGUCGGGACGACCCCGACGUCCCGACAUACCGUCCUAUGUCCUCGUACUACUACACCGACACCGACAUCGUGGAGCAUUCCCCUGCUCCCGAUGCGCGCAAUUUUCGUGUGAAGCACAUGGCCUCCCGGCACGUCCAAGAAUACAGUGAUCAUCAUAUGGAUAACCACUUGGACGGCCCAAGACAGAUGCUGUCCCUCAAUGGCCCUCGUCAGUACCCUGUCGCCUCCGAUGUCAGGCUUGCCUCCUCGAGCUCGUCCUUUUCUCUUUCAGCCGAUGGUUCCCACUCAUACUAUACGACUGUUUCCAAUCAUUCCGAAUACUCGGCCAAUAUCGACGAUCCGCCAAACUUGGUCCCUGCUUCUGCAACCGUGCCCCGGAGUCGACGCGGUAAUUUCUCUAACACCGUCGACACUUCUGUCUCUGAUCUCCAACGUAUCGGCUAUGGCUAUGUGCCUAUGCCUGAGUCCGCAAUUACCGACCGUGCCUAUGACUCGCCCGAAACUUGGUCCCCCCAGGCUCCUGAUGUGUCCCCUCCCACUGCCGAGCCGUUGAAGCCUCGCAAGCCUCGACGUGAAAAACCGCGCAUUUCCCUAGCUCCUGACCAGCCGCCUACCACUCAGGGCAAACCCCGGGCAAGGGUCUAUGUCGCAUGCAUCCAAUGCCGAUCACGGAAAAUACGUUGUGACGGCGCAAAGCCUGUAUGCCAUAACUGUGGUCGUCGAACCAAUGGCUCCAACGAGUGCACCUAUGACCCUGUGCCAAAACGGCGCGGGCCUGACAAGACUCCCGGAGCACGACAGCGCAUGGCUAGAGAGCUCAAAAUGGAAUUGGAAAGGGAAAACGGCGGGGCCUCACACCGUCGUCGCCGGCGCACAGACUCCAUCGCCCACAAAUCUAGCGCUUCUCCGACUUCCGCUAAUCUUUCCGACUCCGCUCGUAGUCGCAGCACCUCUCUUUCCAGGCUACCUCUUUCAGCUUCGCUGUCCUCUCCAUCUUCUAGCGACCACAUGAAUUCGCCUGGCGGCUUUGGCGACAUGUCCCGACCGCAACCCCCUUAUGUGGCUGUUAUGAAUGGAUGCGCUUGCCAUAGCGUACACCCUUGUCCUCUGGAUAUCGUUCCUAAUGACGUAUACUUUCCCAAGACAGAGACGAUAGAUAGCUCCGGUUUCAUGGCCCAGUCCAACGAACCUGAGAAUAGUAUCGUCCAACGAGGGUUCUUUCAACAGGGUUAUAGCAGUAGCAAAGACCCACAAGUUCAAAAUAUUUCUAAUCAACCCUCUAGUGAAUUUACGCGGAAGACUUGGUGGGAUUCACUACUGUCCCUUUACCUCUCCCCGCCCUCUGAUUACCAGCAGACACACUCUCGUUCAGAUCGCGACCUCGCCGCACAGACUGUCACUGCCGAUUUACGUUUUCUAUUCCGUUCGUCCAAUUAUUGGUUUUCGUUUUUUCAUCUACCUACAUUUUUUGGCAAUUAUUUUGAUCCCAUACGACGACAAAAUCUUCAACCUAGCCUUGUUCUUGCAGCUCUCGCCGUAUCCACAUUUUGGCAAAGCUCGGAGGUUGGUUUGGGGAGGGAUGGUCGGGAUCGAGCUCUGCGCCUUAGAGAUAAGGCCCAAAGUGCGCUUGAGUCCAGCUUCAAUUCGGGUUGGAUAGAUGAGACUUUAGCUCAAGCUGCAUGGCUCCUCGCUUUAUUCGAGGUCUGCGCUCAUCCCAAACAUACGAGGGAGCGGUCGGUCUCAUCUCUCGUUAUACUCGACUCUUAUAUUCGAAGCCUCUCUUUAACGUUUGUAGACGCGGAUGACCCCCAGACUUCCCAUUUCACGCCCGGGGCUGUCCCGUCAGUAGCACAGAAACUCUCUGGCCAGGCUUACCACACUCCAUAUACAUCAGCAUCCGAAUCUCAAUACCUUCAUCAUGAUCACCAUUCCUCUUCGCCGCCGAGUAGUCCUACAGAAUGUGUAUGCACUUCUCUCAGCCUCGAGGUCCACUAUCCUGAAACUCUAGAACACGCACCCUUGUGGGCUCACACCCCGGCCUGGAAUUCCCAUUGGUCAGAGGGUGAUAUCAGAAGGGAAUCAUGUCGUCGUCUCUGCUGGAGUGCAUUGAGUCUCGCAGCAGGGCACAUCGCAUAUGCCAACGCUAAUAACCACCGGGGACCUGAUUUAUUCAUCAGCGACCCCUCUAAUUACGCCCUGUUGUUUUCGGGUGAAUCGAUAACCCGAUCUCCCUCUCUCUCUUAUAACACCCCCAAGGAUACCAUAUGGGCACUAUUUGAUCGAUCGUUUCUUCUGUGGCAUGGAUGCGUUCGGAUGCGGCAUAAUCACGGGGCGACAGAAGCUGAACAGGCUCAGUUUACAGUAAAAGCCUGGCUGGAAGCUGACGCCAUCGAGGCCAAUCUUAAUCGACACACUUGUGCUAUUGAAAGAUCAUUCAUUUUCCAAGCACGGGAAUAUAUAUUCAAUACUAGAAUGUGUAUAUCGUACGAAUUCCAGCGUUUCAUUCCGCUCAUUUCGACGGAUGUUAAUGGGUUGAUACAUCGCGAGAAGGCUGAAGAGUGGCUGACACACCAGUCCACCGUCGCGCAACGUUACAUGUUUGGCCUACACGCUGUCACCGGUAACGCCAACAACCACUUGGCUCGGAGGCCAUUCUUUGUGUUCUGGUUCAUGAGUCAAGUGUUGUCUGCUAUGACCUUAUGGCAAUAUGACAAUUCCUUGACAAUAGCCCUGGACGUUUGCAAAGCUUUUUUGCCUGCGAUUGAUUAUCUUACCACGCUCUGGCCCUGUUCGGAGCAACGCCGUAGGUACGAUGGUCUUCGUGAACGGCUUAGCAGAGCAUGUCAUAUUGCCGGACUUGCGCUUCCACCUAAAAUCAACCUCGGCCUACCCACCCUUUCGAGUGAUGCGAUCUUGUAGGACAGUCAGGUAUUUAUUUACGGACGAUUUGUAUGUAUCUCUUCGUGUACACGUUACUGUUGGGAUGGGACGAUAUGAUAUAGAAUUUCGAAGCUUGUAGGUGAAAGAAAUGAUUGCAACUACCCAAUUUGGCUAUGUAGCAUUAAGA